AGCCAGAGCAACCCGGAAGCCGUGGUUGACGAAGGAGGAGUGCUUCCGAGUGGGAGCGAGGUGACCCCGGCUGCUGCAGGAAUCUGCGGCGACAGCAGCCAUGGGGGCGCACUUGGCCCGGCGCUACGUGGGCGAUUCCUCAGGGGAGCCCGACCCCCUGCGGAUGCCCACCUUCCCGCCCGACUACGGCUUCUCGGGGCGCAAGGAGCGCGAGAUGGUGGCCACGCAGCAGGAGAUGAACGACGCGCAGCUGGUGCUCCAGCAGCGGGACUACUGCGCCCACUACCUCAUCCGGCUGCUCAAGUGCAAGCGGGACAGCUUCCCCAACUUCCUGGCCUGCAAGCAUGAGCAGCACGACUGGGAUUACUGCGAGCACCUCGACUACGUGAAGCGCAUGAAGGAGUUUGAACGGGAGCGGAGGCUGCUCCAGCGGAAGCAGCGGCGAGAGCAGAGGGAAGCAGACCUGGCCAGAGGCCAGGGGCCUGGCGAGGUGGCCCUGUAGUGGGCCCGCCCGCCACCUGUGGACCAGUGGAGAAAUAAAAGCUUGCAGGCCCUCA
Rhinolophus ferrumequinum (greater horseshoe bat) is the source of this 557-nucleotide messenger RNA. It is a transcript of the gene NDUFB7, whose product is annotated as NADH:ubiquinone oxidoreductase subunit B7. Lineage: Eukaryota; Metazoa; Chordata; Mammalia; Chiroptera; Rhinolophidae. Gene Ontology annotation, cellular component: mitochondrion. The record is from RefSeq and is a predicted model, not a curated record. The transcript has 3 exons. Bases 101 to 502 code for a protein of 133 amino acids.